UCACCCCUCUCCCCUAUACUAUUUAUCCUCUAUAUAGCCUCCCUCUACCAGGCCAUUUGCCAGGCCAGCCCCGCGGUUAGUUUGAUAGGCUUCGCCGACGAUACUAACCUCCUAGCCUUCGGGAGGGCUAAGGAGGCCUCUACGGAGGGCCUAGAAGGCUUGCCUUCAGUAGGCAAAGACCUAGGGGGCCGGAAACAGUGGUCGCGACCGCUAGAGCUCCUAUGGCCCGGAGGGGGUACUACCACUAUAGCCCUGUCGAAGUUAGCUAGAUUCCUUAGGGUCUGGCUAGAUUAG
This is a messenger RNA of Thermothelomyces thermophilus ATCC 42464, 294 nucleotides long. RefSeq lists its product as uncharacterized. The annotation marks the transcript as partial. The transcript is spliced from 3 exons. The record is from RefSeq and is a predicted model, not a curated record. Lineage: Eukaryota; Fungi; Ascomycota; Sordariomycetes; Sordariales; Chaetomiaceae.